CCAUUUCUUCAUCCUUUUAUUUUCAAGUAACAUAAAAUGGGUUCCAAGGCAUUUCUAAUUCUUGGCCUUUUUUUGGCUAUAUUUGUAAUGAUAAGCUCUGAGGUUUUUGCUGGAGAGUUGGCUAAGACUUCAACCACUUUAGAAGAGGACUCAAAGAAAUCUGAUAACAAGAAUGCAUUAGUACAUGAAGCACAAUAUGGCGGGUACCCCGGUGGCGGAUACCCUGGCGGCGGUCAUGGUGGUGGUGGAUACCCCGGUGGUGGGUACCCUGGUGGCGGACGUGGUGGUGGUGGAUACCCUGGUGGCGGACGUGGUGGUGGUGGAUACCCUGGUGGCGGACGUGGUGGUGGUGGACGACAUGGAGGAUACUGCCGGUACGGUUGCUGCCGCCGUGAUUACUACGGUUGCUAUAGGUGUUGCUCCUACAAAGGUGAGGCCAUGGACAAAGUGACUGAAGGCAAGCCACAUAAUUGAUUAUAUUAAUUAUGUGGAGCAAUAUAUAUGUAUUUUAAACUUUUGUAAUGGCAAUUAUGUAAUAUAUAGUAAUGCUCUUUCUACUUUAGAGCUUGCUAUAACUAGUAAAAAUGUAUGAAUAAAAGUCAUCUUGUAGUAAUGUUUGUUAUGCAAUGGAAUUACUCUUUCAGUUUCUUUUUACUUAUU
Solanum dulcamara is the source of this 660-nucleotide messenger RNA. Its product is annotated as glycine-rich protein-like. The transcript has 2 exons. The coding region runs from base 37 to 474 and encodes 145 amino acids. The record is from RefSeq and is a predicted model, not a curated record. Lineage: Eukaryota; Viridiplantae; Streptophyta; Magnoliopsida; Solanales; Solanaceae.